Coffea eugenioides is the source of this 2628-nucleotide messenger RNA. Its product is annotated as putative receptor protein kinase ZmPK1. The record is from RefSeq and is a predicted model, not a curated record. The coding region runs from base 76 to 2454 and encodes 792 amino acids. Lineage: Eukaryota; Viridiplantae; Streptophyta; Magnoliopsida; Gentianales; Rubiaceae. The transcript has a single exon. Gene Ontology annotation, molecular function: ATP binding; protein serine/threonine kinase activity. Gene Ontology annotation, biological process: protein phosphorylation; recognition of pollen.
CCAAACUGUACACCUACCUAUAAAUAAUGUUAGAGCCAAUUCAGCAGAAGCAUUGAUUGGAGAUAUUUUGAUGCCAUGGCUGUCUUAGGUCUAGUUCUCUUUUCUUGUUUAGCCCUUUCAUUGCCACAAUUCUGUUGCUCCAAAACUCAUACUAGUUUAGCAAAGGGUUCUUCCCUGACUACUCAAGAUGUUCUAAUUUCAAGCCCAGAUCCUACUUUCACGGCUGGCUUUUUCAGCGUUGGUGGAAAUGCUUAUUGCUUCGCUAUAUGGUAUACAGAUGCACAUGAUGGUAACUAUACCACAGUUUGGAUGGCCAAUCGAGACCAGCCGGUAAAUGGAAAACAUACUAAGUUUUUCCUGCAAGAUUCUGGUAAUCUGCUGUUGACAGAUGCAGGGCAGCUUAUUGUCUGGAAAAGCAAUACAAGAUCAAAUUCGUCGUUACGGUUGGAACUUCGGGAAAAUGGUAACCUGGUUUUAAGUACUUUUGAGGGUGAAAAUCUUUGGCAAAGUUUUGAUUUUCCUACCGACACACUCCUUCCUGGGCAAUUAUUCACAAGAAACACGAUUCUUGUCUCUUGCAGGAGCACAACGAAUCACUCUUCUGGCUUUUAUAAGUUAUACUUUGAUGGAGAUGGUAUUCUUCGUCUUAGAUACGAAGGUCCUGAAAUAACUAGUGUCUACUGGCCCAACACUUGGAUAACCAUUGGGAGUGCUGGGAGGACUUCUUCAAACAGUAGUAAGAUUGCGGUUUUAGAUUCAUCAGGCUACUUCCAGUCAUCGGAUCUGUUGCAAUUUAAUACCAAUGAUUAUGGCAUUGGACCCCAGAGAAGAAUGGUUCUUGAUGUUGAUGGGGACCUUCGAGUUUAUAGCCGAGAUAAGCAGAGUCGGAGUUGGCAAGUUACAUGGCAACACAGUUCUGAACCAUGCAGGAUCCAUGGGAUUUGUGGGGCCAAUAGUUUAUGCAUCAAUGAUCCUGAGAUUGGCAGAAGAUGCACUUGUCUUCCCGGAUACAAGAUGAAAAAUCGAACGGAUUGGACUUAUGGCUGUGAACCAGAUUUCCAUCUCUCUUGCAAUGAUGAAAGUGCUUCAGGUUUCCUCCAACUCCUUCAUGUGGAAUUUUAUGGCUUUGAUCUUACCUUAAUUCCCAACAUCUCCUUUGAGGCAUGUAAAAAUGAAUGUCUAAAAUAUUGCGAGUGUAAAGGUGUUCAAUACAAAUUCAACAUAGACAUUGGCUACUAUCAAUGUUACCCAAAGACUAUUUUAUUCAAUGGAUAUCGUUCACAGAAUUUUCCAGAUCCCAUGUUCAUAAGAUUGCCCAAAGUUGAUCUAACCACAGUCGAAAAUCCCAACCAAGACGUCAAUUUGCAGUGCGCUAGUGUUGUCACGCCCUUAUACAGGACGUACAAAAGAAAGAAACAAGAUUGGAUGAAGCCUUAUCUAUGGUGUACAUUGGGAGUAGGGUCUUUUGAGAUCAUCUGUGCACUUGCUUACUUGUUCAAAACUCGAAAGCACUCGGAUUCAAGAAUACAAGGUUACUUGCAGGUUGCAACUGGAUUCAGAAAAUUCAGUUAUGCUGAGCUUAAGAAGGCAUCACGAAAUUUCACUGAAGAAAUUGGAAGAGGAGGGGGAGGUGUUGUAUAUGGAGGUAUCCUGUCAGAUAAUCGAGUUGCCGCAAUCAAGUAUCUCAAGGAAGCCAUACAGGGAGAAGCUGAGUUCCUUGCAGAGAUAGGCACAAUAGGCAGGCUGAAUCACAUGAACUUGAUAGAAAUGUGGGGAUACUGUGCGGAGGGGAAGCAUAGACUUUUGGUUUAUGAAUAUAUGGAGAAUGGGACUCUGGCCAAAAAUCUGUACUCUAACAAACUUGAUUGGAGGAAAAGAUAUGAAAUUGCUCUAGGUACAGCUAGAGGACUUGCUUAUUUGCAUGAAGAGUGCUUAGAGUGGGUUUUGCACUGUGAUGUGAAGCCUCAGAACAUACUUUUGGACUCCAAUUAUCAUCCAAAGGUAGCAGAUUUUGGGCUUUCUAAGCUAUUGACUAGAAGUGGCAUCAACACUUCAAGCUUCUCCAGAAUAAGGGGAACUAGAGGGUAUAUGGCGCCUGAGUGGAUUUUCAAUUUGCCCAUAACUUCCAAAGUUGAUGUUUAUAGUUAUGGAAUUGUUCUGUUGGAACUGAUAACAGGAAGAAACCCCUCAGGUGGAAAUGGAAAUGAUGACAGCAAUUCAGUGGAGCCAAGGAGACUUAUCAGUUGGGUGAAGGAGAAAACGCGGGAAGCUGAUGUAAGAGAAUCACCAAUACCAAUCAUGGAAAUUGUAGACCCUACCAUGAACGGAGAGUUUGACAUUGACAGGAUGAAAAUCCUGGUUAAAGUGGCUCUGAAAUGCACAGAGGAGGACAUAGAUGCAAGACCUACAAUGAGACAGGUGGUGGACAUUCUACUUCAUCAAGAAAGUGUGUAAGAAUAAGUCUAGUUGCUCAAAGUUGAUGCGGACGACAUUUUUUUGCAUCUUAUUUUAUCUCUAGCUAAUCUUGUUAGGAAUUUUCGUCCUACAAAGCUCACGCAUGAUUUAUCCGACUUUUUGUGUAGAAUUCACUAUACUUCUUUUCUCUUCAGUUAGUAGUUUCUUGGAUAA